AUGCCUCCUCGUAAAAAAAAACAAAAUGUACAAGAAUCCGUUACUAAAAAUAGUAAAAAACACCCACUUAACAAUAUAACAAACAAAUUGCAAACACGAUCUAGUACACGCAAGACUACUAAAGUAGGCUCGAAGACUACAAUAAUCCCUGUACAAUCUACCGACUUGUUUCCAAAGAAAAGACAGAAAAUAACUAAUCAGAACAUGGGUCAAUUGGUAGCCAAAAAUAUAAAUGUUCAAAAACAAGGCGAGCAAAUUGAAGAAAUUAUCAAAGAUAAUAGUGAUAAAGAAGAAAGUAGUACUACUUUCGAAGAAAAUAGUGACGAGGAAAAAAAUCAAGAAGAGGGAUCAGAUUUAAAAUCAACUUUAAACUAUGCAAUUAAUGAUAUUUUCGUCGAUGAUUCAAAUUUUUCUAAUGAAUUGUCAGAAAAUGAAUCUAAUAUAAUGACCGAUAUACCCUCAAUGACUAUACAAGAUAAUGAAAAUGAUUCUUGUCAACAUUAUCAACGAGAAAAAACGCUAGAGUUUCGAAAUCUAUCUAAUGAAUUCGAAAUUGCCUUAUGGAUAGCACAGCAUCCAAAAAUUCUAAAUUUGGCAACAAGUAUUCAAAAUGCGAUGGUAGCUGAUGUAGUAACGGGCAAAACCAAUAAGAAAAUAUCUUUACAUAAUGUUCAUUCAUUAUAUAAUCCUAUAUCAUUUGAACCUAGUUCUUCUGAGAUUAAUCAGCACAUUAAAUUUCAAUUGCAAGAAGAAUGCAAAGCACUUUUCCUUCGGACCAGAAACAACACGACUGAGCUAUACGAAGAGUUAAUUGUACAAGUGUGCAAAAUUUCAAAAACUGAUUCGCGUAUGGGAUCAUUAAUUAAAGACGUAUCUGGCUGGUAUGAUACAUAUCGAUAUAAAUUUCAUACGGGUAUCAUAAAGCUUGCAAAUGAGUUUUCCAUAACUCAUGAAUGGGAAGAACCUUCUAUAAAUGAAUUGGCCGAAUUUGUUACAGAAGAAGUAUGGCGACAAUUACUUUACCUACAUUUAAAAGCAACCGAUCAACUAAAACUCAAAAAAGAUAAGACAAUUAUUACAAAACUUGGUACUUUUGUAUGUCAAGUUAUCAAGGUGGUUCUUAUUGCUCAACGAUGUGAAAAAAAUACACGAAAUGUGAUAAGAAAAUGUGAUGAAUAUACCAUUGACUUGGCAAUUCCGACAAAACUAGGAAUAGUAAAAUUGUUGCCAGUUCGAGAACUUUUAGAUU
Acaulospora morrowiae is the source of this 1249-nucleotide messenger RNA. The record is from the annotation of a GenBank genome assembly. Lineage: Eukaryota; Fungi; Glomeromycota; Glomeromycetes; Diversisporales; Acaulosporaceae.